UAACUACUCUGCAUACCGCUCUCAGUCGUGAAGAGAAACACUUUGAAAAUGGGGUUAACAAUGGUCGUUGUGCUCCAUGGGAUGUUUCUGGCCUCCCUACCACCCGGCGUCCCCGUCUCGUCAAGAGGGGAAUGUGUGUACAGAUGUUACUAUCAGAAGGACUGUUCCUCCCUCUUCUACGAUGUUAGCACCAACCUGUGCCAGCUGUCUACUGAAGUGUACCUUGAACGCGACUUGACGAACACAUCAAGCAACAUGCAGUACUUUGUAUGGAGAAGAGAUGACUGUGGCAAUGACUACACGUGGCACCGAAGUCUUGGCCUCUGCUACAAGAUCUACACCUCCAGGAAGACCUGGUUCCAAGUGAACACUACAUGCCAUCAAGACGGCGGAUAUCCUAUCAAAGUGGACAGUGCUGACAUCAACGCACUUAUGAACAAGAUAUCCGAUUCUCAUUAUGACCUAUUCUGGCUGGGUGGUUUUCUCCAUGGAAUUUGGACAUGGCCCGAUGGAAGUAUCAUCAAUCCGUUCUUCUGGGACGAUGAUCAACCAGAAGAUAUUGCGGAGAAGUGUAUCUUGAUAGAGAGACCAAAAAAAAACUUCAUAAGGAGGUGGCAUGACUUUCCAUGCACACAUGCCACUAAGUUCGUGUGUCAGCUUCCUCUGAAAGGAAAGCCCCUCCGUUGACAAUAGGUAACAAGAUGUCUCAUAUUUACUCAGCAACAAAAGUUCCUGUG
Molecule: messenger RNA, 737 nt
Organism: Haliotis rufescens (red abalone)
Lineage: Eukaryota; Metazoa; Mollusca; Gastropoda; Lepetellida; Haliotidae
Product: C-type lectin lectoxin-Lio3-like
Exons: 3
Coding region: 49-687 (212 amino acids)
Source: RefSeq, a predicted model, not a curated record